This is a messenger RNA of Onychostoma macrolepis, 7089 nucleotides long. Its product is annotated as E3 ubiquitin-protein ligase TRIM9. Bases 62 to 2188 code for a protein of 708 amino acids. Lineage: Eukaryota; Metazoa; Chordata; Actinopteri; Cypriniformes; Cyprinidae. The record is from RefSeq and is a predicted model, not a curated record. Gene Ontology annotation, molecular function: protein binding; zinc ion binding. The transcript has 11 exons.
ACGGGAGCUGUCCGAGUCUGUAGUGCUGCUCUGAUUUCGUUGAACGCUCGUGAGUGGGUUUAUGGACGCGAUGGAAGAAGAACUGAAAUGCCCGGUUUGCGGUUCUCUCUUUAAGGAGCCGAUUAUUUUACCGUGCUCUCAUAAUGUCUGCCUGGCGUGUGCUCGGAAUAUCAUCGUGCAGACUCCGGAGGGAGAGACCCCUCCGCAGAACCGAUGCUCCUCGGACUAUGACUAUCUGGAUAUGGACAAGAUGAGCAUGUACAGCGAGACGGACAGCGGCUACGGCUCAUACACGCCGUGCCUGAAGUCUCCCAACGGAGUGCGCGUGUUCCCGCCGGCUCUGGUGAUGCACCGCCACUGCUCCAUCACCUGCCCGCUGUGCCACCGCAGCGUGUCCCUGGAGGAGCGCGGGCUCCGCGGCUUCCAGCGCAACCGGCUGCUGGAGGCGAUCGUGUCCCGCUACCAGCAGAGCCGCGCCGCCUCCGUCAAAUGCCAGCUGUGCGACCGCAAUCCGGUGGACGCCACGGUGAUGUGCGAGCAGUGCGAUGUUUUCUACUGCGCUCCGUGCCAGCAGCGCUGCCACCCCUCCCGCGGACCGCUGGCCAAGCACCGGCUGCUGCCGCCGGCUCCAGCGCAGGCGGGGACCGCGCAGCCGGCCGGCGCCUCCGCGCGCAAACAGACGACCUGCGUGGAUCACGAAACGGAGAACUACAGCAUGUACUGCGCCAGCUGCAAGACCCCCGUGUGCUACCAGUGUCUGGAGGAGGGCAAACACGGCAAGCACGACGUGAAGCCCCUGGCCGCCAUGUGGAAACAGCACAAGUGUCAGCUGUCCCAGGCAUUGAAUGGAGUGUCUGACAAAGCCAAGGAGGCCAAGGAGUUCCUGGUGCAGCUGAAGAACUUGCUUCAGCAGAUACAGGAGAAUGGCGUUGAAUUUGAGGCAUGUCUGGUCGCUCAGUGUGACUCUCUGAUUGAAGCGCUCACUCGGCAGAAGGCCAAACUGCUCACCAAGGUCACAAAGGAGAAAGAGAGUAAGCUGAAGACCGUAAAGGAUCAGAUAACUCACUGCACCAUGAAGCUCCGACAGACCACAGGAAUGAUGGAAUUCUGUCUGGAGGUUAUUAAAGAGAACGAUCCCAGUGGAUUCCUACAGAUCUCAGAUGCGUUGAUAAAGCGCGUCCUGUCGUCUCAGGAACAGUGGGUAAAAGGUGCAUUGGAGCCAAAGGUCUGCCCAGAAUUCGCCUUGACCGUCAACACUGAUCCUCUGAUGCAGUCGAUUCUCCAGCUGGACUUCACCCAGAAUAAAGAUGGUCAGGAGGCUGCUUUAUUGAAACAAAUGCAUGCAGGUGACCAGAAAGAGGAGGAGAGCACAGGAGCGGAGACCACCACAGUGCCUCCUGCACCGCUGUUGCAGUUGGAAAAAUGCUGCAUGCGGAACAACAGCGCCACUCUGGCCUGGAGGAUAACUACGGUCCAAGCCCUGCCUGUAGAGGGUUACGUGCUGGAGCUGGAUGACGGGAAUAGCGGGCCUUACCGGGAAGUCUAUGUUGGGAAAGAGACCAUCUGUACAGUGGACGGCCUUCAUUUCAACAGUUCAUACAGCGCUCGAGUCAAAGCGUACAACUCUGCUGGAGUGGGAGCAUACAGCAAAGUUGUUGUUUUGAAGACAUCUGAUGUGGCAUGGUUCACCUUUGACCCUACGUCAGCUCACAGAGACAUUGUCCUAUCGAAUGAAAACCAGACUGUGACUUGUAACAGUUACGAUGAUCGCGUGGUGCUCGGGACGGCUGCCUUCUCCAAGGGCGUGCAUUACUGGGAACUUAGUGUGGAUCGCUAUGACAACCACCCCGACCCCGCAUUCGGUGUGGCACGGAUUAAUACGAUGAAGGACAUGAUGCUAGGGAAGGACGAUAAGGCCUGGGCCAUGUAUGUGGACAACAAUCGCUCCUGGUUCAUGCACAACAACUCCCACACCAACAGGGCUGAGGGUGGCAUCACAAAGGGUUCGACUGUGGGAAUUCUGUUAGACCUGACAAAACAUACCCUGACCUUCUUCAUCAACAAACAGCAGCAUGGACCCAUGGCUUUUGAGAACCUGGAGGGUGUGUUCAUGCCCGCAGUUAGCCUCAACCGCAACGUCCAGGUGACUCUAAUCACAGGUCUGGAAGUCCCAAAGAGCAUCAUGUGAUCAUCUUGGACCAAUAAGAACGAGCCAGACCUUUCUUGUUAAACAAAUCAGUGCUCUUAGACUGCAUUGACAUAUUACGCUAAUAUUAAUAUUUUUCCCCUUAUGGUCAUAUGGGUGAUUUGCAUUUCAGUGUUUACAAAUCAUUCCCAUGUUUACAGAAAAGCAAACUGCGAUGUCUUCUCCACGGGGGCCAAAACUGGAGUCAGACCCAAAAGCACUUUGAAGUAGACUUAUGCCUCUUUUUCAUACCUCCAACGAAUAGCACAGAUAGUACAGUUUCAAAAACAUAAUUGGAUUAAAACCAACUUAUUAGCUAUUUGAUAUCUUAGCACUGGAACAGAGUGAUCAAACGCAACGAUAGUGAUCAAACAACUGUGAGACUAAAAGUGAAUUUGAAAAUAUUUCAGGUCAAUCUCACAUGCUACACAAAUCUCAGGUUUACUCACCUUUAAUGCGCUUCAAAAGCCCUCAGUAAUAUCACCACUCAGACCAUGAAACUGGGUCAAGACAAAAGCCCUACGUCAGAUAAUGGUGAAGUUUACAGUCUCUUCAGUUCAUAGUUCCACAAGCAAAAUUGUAAAUCUUAUCGCUAAUAUUACACUUCUGCUGAAUUAGCUGCACAAUUUGACGAGAAAAAAAAAACAAAACAACGAUCGUAGCACAGACAGUGCCGGAUGAGUUACAUGCUGAAGUGUAAUACUUAACGUAUGCACAAUUGUCUUAGCAAACAGCACUAAAACACACAAGAAAAAACUCCAGGUUUACAGAAAUGAUAUAAUUCCUGCCAUUAGAGAUAGACUGUGCCCUCACCGCCAAGUAGACUUAGCCUUGGUGCUUUAUAUGAGCCACAGUUGUGAAUAUUUAGCCAGAAUCUCAACUCUGAGGUCUCCUUACACUGUGACCGACAUAUUCUUUAAGAGUCUUGAAGUUGAAGUGUGUAAUUUUCUCCUGUCUCAGCUUAAUAUGCAGAGAUAAGCCAUUUUAGGUUGAUUUCACAGAAAAGUGUAAACACUGAUUCAAAACAUUGCUCGGUCUACCCCUAGCAACGACUCAACCAGUAGUGAGUGUUUAGGGCGGGGCUAUCUGUAUUUCUGACCAAUGACAAAUGAGUGGUCGGGAAACCUGUUUGAAAACAGUCACUAUUUUUGUAAAUGUAUUUAGUGAUGCAAAAAUUACACACUUCGACUUUAAAUACAUGACAGACUCGAGCUUCAUACACCUCAAUACAAGUAAAUGAUCACUUCAUGGUUCAAUCAGUAUUAUUUCCUUUAACGCUUUUUUUAGAUUCUGAUGUCGAAAUACAGAGUCAUACCAUGUAGUUGGAAAAUAAAAGAUUGCAUUGCAUGAUGUACAGCUGUAAAUAUGGUCAAAGCAGUGAAGCACGCAUGAGUUACACAUUCAUUAUAUUGAAUUUGUGUUACAUAGUGUGAUGACAUGGUUGAGACAGGAAUCUGCAAUCUGCCUCCUAUUGUUUGUUGUGUGGAAUUAUUUUCUGAUAACGUAGCUUUGAGUUAAAACCCCAAAAUGCUACAUAACUCCAUAACAGCGCUUUUAUUCUCAUAAAACCAGUCACAUUAAAUGCUACGAGGAGUCACAUAUGGACCUUGCAAUAGGAGAUACAAGCCUAUGUUCAGCUUAUACCUCUGUUCAAAUUACAAUGGUUUCAGGGAGAAAUGAGAGAUAAAUUAAAAAUAUUAUAUUUAUGUUUAUUAUCCUGUCCAGACAUUAAUUUACGGGAUUAUGGGAACAGAUAAUAACCCAUUGGUGAUGUAAAGCAUGGGAUGUUGUUGAUAUUUAUAACGCGUUUGUAUGAAGAGUGUAAUUAAUGUAAAUAGCUUGAGCCAAUGCUUUUAUCUCGCAGUGAGUGCUUUGCUGUCAGGAGUACCAAACUAAAACAGGGCAGGUACUGGCAUUAAAUAAGUGCAAUGUGAGCACUUGUUAAAAAAAAAGGAGCUGUGCUUAAAGGAAUGUUCUGGGUUCAGUCAGGGCCAUCGAGAAUGUUGUUCCAGGUCAUUCAUCAACAUCUUUACACUACUAUGAUGGGCAUUUCAAGUAUAAAUCACAGAAAAAUGUAAAAAAUACAUCCGUGAAAUAACAGAAAAAGUACUGGCAGCUCAUUACACACGACAUUAUCCAUUCAUUUUACGGACAUUUCUGUGAACUCUAAAACACAAUGCAAUGAAGUGUGAAAUUAAAAAUACUGGUAAAACACCUGCAAAAAAUAAAUAAGGAAAAAUUCCUUUAAAUUAUACAGUAUAUUGUGCCCUAUUUUUACCAUUUUUAUUUAGAGCGUAGCAGUAAAACACCAACACAGGUACCAACACAAUCUCAUGGCAGUUUCUAACUAUUUUACAUUUUGGCAAAUUGGUGACUAAUUCAUAUGAGCUUCUACAAUCUCACUCGUACAUUUUCAUAGGAUCUAUUUAUGCCCCAGUGACGGUUAUGUUUAGGGGUAGGGUUAGAGGUGGACAUUCAUGCUUGCUUUUUCGCUAAAAAUCAUACAUUUUUAUCUGAUAACAUUUUAGUAGGGAAGAAUUCGUACAAGUGCUUUAGCUGCAUAUUUCCACUUCUUGACCCUUCAGAACAUUUCACCCCAUAGACCUCCAUUGUACUGUAAAAGUGCCAAGUUUAAUUAUUGUCAUGUGGUAACUGCCAACAUGCCACAUAUGCUGUCCAUAUGCACUUUUUCAUAUUUAUGACCAUCAGCUGGCAAAGUAAUGGCGAUAAAUACAGAAAUACAGCCAUCAAUGGAUUUGAUCCAUACAAAGUACCAGAAAACAUUUUUACAGGUCUCAGGUUAGCCCAAACAAAUGUAACUUUCAUAGACAUUUAUAUAUUUAAUCUCUGUAUGUAAUGCCAGUGUAUGGAGAGCACCGAUAUACAAGUUUUCAUUUCACAGCCAAUACUUGCUAAUGAGUUGCCAGUGGUCAUAAUUAUGGACGAUGAGCCGGAAAGUCAUGUGACUGAAACAGAUGGAUAGCUAAAGCUGAACUUUGAGCAUUCCUUUAAAUCCAGUUUAUACUGUGGGUGACGCCUGCCAAAACUGCCGUCUGUCCAAAAGGAUCUAUCUUGCUGAAUAGUUUUUUUUUUUUUUUACAGUGUCAUUUUAAAUAUCACAACAGACUUUUUUGUUUGUAUUAAAGUAUAUUUAAAAGUUUAUGUCAAUGUAGAUAAUAGAAACACUGGUCAUGUACUGAAUAUGAAACAAAAUGCACUCAAAAAAGUUUGCUCAGAUUGGAAUAAUGCUGAUAUGAGAACUUGAGAGAAUGCAUUGUAUAUGUAUGAUAAUAAACCAACUGUACAGUAAUAGAGAAUUCAUAAGCUAAAUAUGGAUAUAAACCAGAAUCAUGGGAGAAAGGAUGUGUAUGAGGAUAUUUUACUUCCUCAAUGGUUGAGGAAGUCAACUUGCAAUUCCUGCCCAGCUGAAUUUAUUUAAACUAUCAUACCAACUGCCAUAGCCUAAAAUAUCCAGAUCUUGGACAUGAAUAGUUUUCCUUACUUUUCCAGUUUCUCACAGUCAAUAUUCAUUAGGCUGAGAAAAUGAACGUCUUGUGCUGUGCCUCAUUCACACAAAUCUGCCAAAAUUAGAGACGUUGCUUUGGAAUGUGGUGUGUUUUCACUCAGACUGGAAGUCAACAAACUUAAAACUUCAUAUCAGGGUGUUUCUUCAUUUAUGGUCACACUGUAAAAAAAUCCAACUUUCGAAAAGUUCUACUAACAAAUGUAAAAAAUAAGUUGCCUUAAUUUUUGGAACUUCCAGAACUUUUGUCAUUUUUUUAACCAACAAAUGUAAUUUCCAUCUUAUCUCAAAUGGAAAUUACAUUUUAAACAUUUUGGAAUAUAAUGGCCAGUGUUGGGGGUAACUCUUUACAAGUAAUGCAAGUUACGUAAUCAGAUUACUUUUUUUUUUCUCCAAGUAAGUAGUAAAAUAACGCAAUACUUUUAAAUUUAAUAGAACAUUUCUGAGUUACUUUUUUUAAAUAAAAAUAAAGUUUUAAAUAAAGUUACUUUGUUUUCCCAUUUAUUCACUGACAGCUCUCUUCUCUUGUCCCCGUAUUGAGAGAAAUUGGGAGUGAGGUGUAAAGGCAGAGACACGUCCUUCUGCCCGAGGCUUAUAAAUUUCACUUGUGGUGGGAAAGGGCUUUUACAUUUGCCAAGAAUAUAACUUUUGGGAUUUUUGUUAUUCAAAAUUAAGCAAGCCCAGCUCAGGUGACAAAAAGUAAUGCAAAAGUAACGUAAAGGAUUAUUUUCCAUAAAAAGUUACCAAGUUACUUUUUUGUGGAGUAACGCAAUAUUGUAAUACAUUACUUUUAAAAGUAACUUUCCCCAACACUGAUAUUUACUUUGAUUUUACCUUAUUUUUUUAGCUAGCUGUGCAUUAAACUGUUUUAAUGCACGAUGUGGAGGCCAACAACCCGACGCGAAGUGCAUUAAAAUCAUUUAAUACACAGAUAGUCGUGCAUUAUCCCGCUUAUACCACGGUCAUUUGCUAGCGUUGACAAGUUAAAGCAGUUAAUGAUGUUUGCAGCAUAAUAUUUGACCGGAAGGAUACAAAGUGAGGUUAUUUUCACAUUAUUUUACAUUCAAAUCAGACAGAGAUGAAAUAGUGUGAAAUAUCACAAGCCUUUUAAUGUGACCAAUCAUUAACAAAGGUAACAUCAUAAUCCUUGGGACAUAAAAGGAGAUGGUCCUCACUGCAGAACACAAGAUCCAGGGGGUGUGGUUGGAUCUAGAUCCAACUCCUCCCACCUUACAUUUACCUAAACCUACCCGUCUCCACCCCCUGAUCCCUAAACCCACCCAUCCCCACCCCUAAACCUACCCAUCCCCACCCCUAAACCUACCAAUCUCCACCCCCUGAUCCCUAAACCCACCCAUCCCCACCCCUAAACCUACCCAUC